AUGUCCAUUCCGCUGCAGGCCCGCAGCGGGGCAUGGCAGCCAGCGCUGGAGCUGCUUGAGCCGAUUUCGCUCGUACGAUGCUGUACAUCGCCGCUAGGACGUAACUUGUGCAUGAUCGUGACUGAGACGGCCGUGCAUGUAUACGCUACGAGCGACGAGUCGCCGAACCUAUCCUUUGAGCCCGUGACGUCGUUCUUUCUUGGGUGCCGCGCGACGGGCGCGUCUUGGAGUCCCAGCACACAACACGCGUCCACAGCAUGGCGCAUCGAGAUACUCGUGGCGACAGAGACGAACGAGCUGCGUCUUCUCGAGUCUGUGCGACAAGGCAGCGAGGCGUCGACGUCCAACAAAAAGCUCGCAGAUACAUACGCCCGCGUCACAGAUCUCGCUUGGUGCGCUUCGCCCGGGUACGAGUCUUAUGCUGCUGCAGCCUGUUCGGAUGGCACAGUGCGUCUAUGGGACUUAGAAGGCGGCUGUCGGACGCACUAUCUUAAUAGCGCUGUGCUCAGCGUCGCCUUCCAUCCUAAAGUCCCCAAGCUCCUUUUGGCUAUGGAAAGUAGCGGUGUUGGAUACCUCUUGGAUUGGCUAGCUUCGGAUGGCGAAGUACGCACGGCAGCCUCAUUCCAUGAGCCCAUCACUCUGGGUGCCCAUGCCACACAGCACUAUGAAGCACAAGGCGCAGCUGCAUGGCAAGCGCAGGACGCUGACAUGGUCGGUGCCUUGCUGGGCACACGGUGGUGUGUGUGGAAUGUGCACGAGGCGUCGGUACCUGUCGCAAGUGGCCAGUUGCACCAGCCCUCUGUGCAUGGUGGUCUGCGGUUCUGUCCUACCAACUCGCGCCUCUUCGCCGUGUUUGCACACGGGUCCAUGACGCCGGCCGUCCAUAUCUUUGACUCGGCCUUCCCUGCCAGUCCUCGGGGUAUCGACGUCCAUGCCCAGACGCCUUUUCGACCGGGGCCCGUGUCGCUCGACACGACGGGCGUGGCAGGUACAGGUGCGACGCUGCCAAGUGCCUAUGGGGCACAGAGCAUCGAUUGGAUGCCGCGUCGCAUGGCGGCCUACGACGUGCUUCUCGUCGGCGUGGGACGACAUCUCGUUCCGAUUCCUGUAGCGUAA
Malassezia restricta is the source of this 1116-nucleotide messenger RNA. Its product is annotated as nuclear pore complex protein Nup37. Lineage: Eukaryota; Fungi; Basidiomycota; Malasseziomycetes; Malasseziales; Malasseziaceae. Gene Ontology annotation, molecular function: protein binding. The transcript has a single exon. Bases 1 to 1116 code for a protein of 371 amino acids. Gene Ontology annotation, cellular component: nuclear pore outer ring. The record is from RefSeq and is a predicted model, not a curated record.